Molecule: messenger RNA, 1241 nt
Organism: Moneuplotes crassus
Lineage: Eukaryota; Ciliophora; Spirotrichea; Euplotida; Euplotidae
Source: the annotation of a GenBank genome assembly
UAUUCUCCAAGACUUUUGCGUCUGCAAUGAAUCUUAGCAGACCAACUUCUUUCUACAGAUCCCAGCUCAGGUUCUUCGCUUCCAAGGUCAUCCAAUGCCCUACUAUGGGAGACUCCAUUACUGAAGGAACAGUACAGGAAUAUAGUGCCAAAGAAGGAGAUUUUGUAAAGAGAGAUGAUAUCGUAGCAGUUGUGGAAACUGAUAAGGUCAUGGUUGAUAUUAGAGCACCAGAAGAUGGUGUCAUUACUAAGUUCCAUGUCCCAGAAGGAGAAGUUAUAGAAGUCGGAGGUGAUUUCUUUGAAUUAGAUCCUGAAGCCACUGGCUCAGCUGCAGGAAGUGCUAGUACGGAAGAACCAGCACCAGCAGAGACUAAAGAAUCUACUCCAGAACCAACUCCAGCCUCAACCCCAGCUCCAGAGACCAAAGCAGCUCCUGCAAGCCCACCACCAUCACAAAAGCCUAGCCCACCUCUUGCCUCAAGCAGUCCUCCUCCACCUGGAAUGCAGAUUGGGUCCUCAGGUCUUUCUACGAUAACCGGUAGCAGAACAGAAACUCGUGUGAAGAUGUCCAGGAUGCGUCAGACGAUCGCCAAAAGACUCAAGGAGGCACAGGACACCAAUGCUAUGUUGACUACCUUCAAUGAGAUCGACAUGAGUGCAUUCAUGAAGUUGAGGUCCCAGUUCCAGGACUCCUUCCAGCAGAAGCACGGAGUCAAGCUAGGCUUCAUGGGAGCUUUUGUAAGAGGAGUCGUCCAAGCAGCAAAAGAACAGCCUAUCGUAAAUGCCGUUAUUGAAGCAGAUGAGAUCAUUUAUCGUGAUUAUGUAGAUAUUUCUGUGGCAGUAGCCACUCCUUCAGGUUUGGUCGUCCCAGUUAUGAGGAACUGUGAACAAAUGAGUUAUGCAGGAGUUGAACAAAGCUUGCUCGAAUUAAGUAUUAAAGCUAGAGAAGGCAAGAUUGGAUUGGAUGAUAUGCAAGGAGGUACUUUCACGAUCACAAAUGGAGGAGUUUUCGGGUCAAUGAUGGGUACACCUAUUAUUAAUCCACCUCAAUCAGCCAUCCUUGGAAUGCAUGCUAUUAAGAACAGACCUGUUGUCGUAGGGGAUAAGAUCGUUGCAAGGCCUAUCAUGUACAUUGCACUGACGUACGACCACAGAUUGAUCGACGGAAGAGAAGCGGUGCUUUUCCUCAGAAAAAUUAAGGAAUGUGUUGAAGAUCCCAAUAACGUACUUUUUGAUUUGUAA